This is a messenger RNA of Hibiscus syriacus, 1157 nucleotides long. Its product is annotated as protein YIPF1 homolog. The coding region runs from base 76 to 834 and encodes 252 amino acids. Gene Ontology annotation, biological process: vesicle-mediated transport. Gene Ontology annotation, cellular component: membrane; Golgi apparatus. Gene Ontology annotation, molecular function: small GTPase binding. Lineage: Eukaryota; Viridiplantae; Streptophyta; Magnoliopsida; Malvales; Malvaceae. The record is from RefSeq and is a predicted model, not a curated record. The transcript is spliced from 5 exons.
AAAUAAAAGAAAAUGAAAGGAUAAUAAAAGAAAAGAGAAGAUAAACGUUAAAAGGGAAAGGAAAGAGAAGAAAAGAUGAUGUCCGGACGCUAUACCGGCAUUGAUAACCAGAAAGUUUCUGGAUCCGUACCCACCGUUUCAGAUUCCGGCCGUGUCCCCGUCCAAUUUACUGAUUCCGGCCUUCAAACGUUUCCUCCAUCGGGUGUGCAGGGGAAGAUAUCUGGUGGAGCUCAACCUCCACGUGAUGCGGAUGAUUCAUUUUCAAGACCUGCCGAUGGCUCUCUUAGGGGCUCUGACGAAUCACAAGGAGGUGGGUGGUUACAUAAAUUCACGGUUGCUGCAUACAAGCCGUAUUUUGAUGUUGAUACUUCAGAUGUUUUGGACAGACUUAAGGAGUCACUCUAUCCAUUUAGAGGAACAUUUACAGAGAAGACAGCUACCAAUCCUGAUUUAUAUGGACCAUUUUGGAUCUGCAGCACUCUUAUAUUUGUAGCAGUGGCUUUUGGUACUUUUGUGACCUAUAUAGCACACAAGCUCCAGGACAAAGAAUGGAAUUAUGAUGUAAAUCUGAUUACAUGGUCUGCUGGUGUGUUCUAUGGAUAUGUCACUGUGGUUCCUCUUUUCUUGUAUGUUAUUCUCAAGUACAUCUCAGCACCAUCAGACCUUGUCCAAUUGUUUUGCCUAUAUGGAUACUCCUUAUUUAUCUUUAUUCUAGCAAUGGUAAGUUCUCUAAAUGAUAAGCUUGUUUGUCUGCCAGUUUCUCAUUUAUCUUUCGGAGCUGGAAAAACUUUUGUUGAAGUUGAUUCCCCAUCGCCACCUUCAUCCCCCCUCUAAUUUUAAAGAGAUUCCAAUUGCUUAAAGAACCGAGUAAACUGUCUGAAGAAAAUAAAUCAUUUAUGCUUGAAACUUCCCGUGGAAGAUUUUCACUGUAAAUCUGACACUGGGAUUUCUGGAGAGUGUAUUGUCUGAGCCAUGUAAAGAUUUGAUAUGUGAAAUAACAAUCUUUCAGCAAUGUUCUAUGACUUCAUAUUGUAGCUGAAAUUGUUGUUUCUACUUGUUUGCAGUGUCUAUCUGUAGUGCCCUUGGAAAUUUUCAGAUGGAUAAUUGCAGGGGUAUGUCGGCAACUUUUGUGGCACUUAAUCUCAAAGCUCAUAUUA